AUCUUAUUUUGAAUCCCAAACUGCCUUCAGAUUUCGAAACAGUUCGGUUUCGCUGUGCGGUCAGGUGUCUGGCCGGUAUAAUCCUCUGUUAAGUUCGAUUCUCUUCCGUAACUUAAAUAACUUGCUUUGUAUUUUUCGUUCGUGGUUCUUAUUGUUUCUCGGUAUUAUUCUCUGCGUUUUCUCUCCAAAAUAAGCAUAAACAAAAGUGUCAGGAAAGUGAAAACACAAAGACAUGGCAUCUCGGUUGCAGCAAGUUGAGGGCGAUAAGUCGGUUGUUUUACGUGUCACUCACUCUAACAUCAAAACCUUCGCUUCUGACGUUCGAUUUUCCCUUCAGAUGAGUGUGGAAUCAGUAAAAGAUAAGCUGUGGAGAAAGUGUGGUACUUCUGUUGAAUCAAUGCGACUUGAGCUUUAUGAUGACACAAACUCAAAAGUUUCAGAUUUAACCGAUAAUUCUAGACCUCUUGGAUUUUAUUCUCCACUUGAUGGGUAUCGGUUACAUGUUAUAGAUCUUGAUCCCUCAUCUGUAACCUCUGGUGGCUGGCUUGAAGACACAUCACUAGUGGAGAAAUACACUAUAUCUGAAGAAGAAUAUAGCAAACGUGAUGGUACAUUUAGAAAAUUCAAGGAGAAAAUGCAAUCUCAAAAUUCAUCAGCUCUUGAGAAUAAGAUAUCAAACAACUACAUGGAAGACCUCUGUGCAAAUAUUAAGGUAGGAGACAGAUGUGAAGUUGAUCCAGGGGCAAAAAGAGGUGUUGUCAAAUUUGUGGGUAGAGCAGAAUCUCUUGCACCUGGUUUCUGGGUUGGAAUUCAAUAUGAUGAACCAUUGGGAAAACACGAUGGCAUUGUGAAAGGGAUUCGCUACUUCCAGUGCCCACCACUCCGUGGUGCAAUGGUUAGACCAGACAAAGUAAAGGUUGGUGACUAUCCUGAAAGAGAUCUGUUUGAGGAAGACGAAAUAUAGCAGGGCAUUCAUAAGCUUAUGAAGAUGAUGCGCUGUUUCUCCAUUUAACACAACUGGAAAGAAAGAAGUAUGCAAAUUUGCCUAUCGGGGUUAGAAAGAAUGAAUGAUAGCAUUGCGUCAGUCUCUUCUUAUCUAGAACUGUAAAGGAGCUGAGGCUUGUCAGUCAAGAGCAUCGUUACUGAUUCCUUAUUUGCAGUAUCAAAUUAACUGUAUUAAUAGUUGCAGAGAUGUUUUCCUACUUUGUUUAUGGCAUUACUUGGGGAGGGAAGACGUGAAACCUACAUCAAUCACUGGAUUAGUCUAGUGGUCAGUGAUGCAAGUGAAUGAGCAAUAGAGUUAUUUAGAGUUUAGCCCCAUUUCAGUACUAGUUUAUGAGAGGAUUUUGUGGUUGAAAGCAGACCUGACAGCUUCACUUGAAUCAGAAAUAAGAAUAUUAUAAUGUGU
Molecule: messenger RNA, 1408 nt
Organism: Mangifera indica (mango)
Lineage: Eukaryota; Viridiplantae; Streptophyta; Magnoliopsida; Sapindales; Anacardiaceae
Product: tubulin-folding cofactor B-like
Exons: 9
Coding region: 233-964 (243 amino acids)
Biological process (GO): tubulin complex assembly; post-chaperonin tubulin folding pathway; cytoplasmic microtubule organization
Cellular component (GO): nucleus; cytoplasm; microtubule plus-end
Molecular function (GO): alpha-tubulin binding; microtubule plus-end binding
Source: RefSeq, a predicted model, not a curated record